This is a messenger RNA of Lachancea dasiensis, 480 nucleotides long. NCBI's taxonomy places the organism in Eukaryota, Fungi, Ascomycota, Saccharomycetes, Saccharomycetales, Saccharomycetaceae. The record is from the annotation of a GenBank genome assembly.
AUGUUCAGGGUGCCCGGUAUGUCCAAGUUAGUGGCCAGGUCCACGUUUUCGGCGAGAUUUAUGGUCCCUCGCAUGCCAAGACCUUCUAUCACACCGAUAAGAUGGCACGGUCAUGUGCAUAAACCCAAACCCGGCGAAGAAUUGCACGUCACUUUCAUCUUGAAGGACGGCACACAGAAGGAGUACGAGGUGUGCGAAGGCGACUCGUUGCUAGACAUCGCACAGGGCCAUAACCUGGACAUGGAGGGCGCGUGCGGCGGAUCGUGCGCGUGCUCGACGUGUCACGUGAUCGUGGACCCGGACUAUUACGACGCUCUGGAGGAGCCCGACGAUGACGAGAACGACAUGCUGGACUUGGCGUACGGCCUGACGGAAACCAGUCGGCUGGGGUGCCAGAUCAAAAUGAACAAGGAUAUCGACGGGAUUCGCGUAGCGCUGCCCGCGAUGACCCGGAACGUCAGCAACUCGGACUUUGAGUGA